Molecule: messenger RNA, 405 nt
Organism: Cucurbita pepo subsp. pepo (vegetable marrow)
Lineage: Eukaryota; Viridiplantae; Streptophyta; Magnoliopsida; Cucurbitales; Cucurbitaceae
Source: RefSeq, a predicted model, not a curated record
AUGGGAGUUUGUGCCUCAUCUCAGCACUCAAGCCCUAGCCUCACGAACUGGCCCUUCACAGCGAAAAUCAUUCAUAUAGAUGGCAGGCUACAAGAAUUGAGGCACCCAGUCAAGGCCAGCCACAUUCUCAAUCAAAACCCUAAUUGUUUCCUCUGUAGUUCAGAAUCUAUGAAGAUCAAUUCAAUCGUUCCACAAAUUUCCAGCGACAGAGAGCUCGAAUUGGGGGAAAUUUACUUUCUAAUCCCGCUUGCUAAAUCCGAUCUGCCGAUCUCUCUCACAAUCUUGUGUGCUUUGGCUGCCAAAGCUAAUGUAGCCCUCGCCAGCUCCAAGAAGGCAUAUCCGUCCAUGAAAGCGGCGCCAGCCGCCGUAGGGCACCGCAUCAGAGCACCAGGGGCGUCGUACUGA